Messenger RNA from Porites lobata, 34978 nucleotides. NCBI's taxonomy places the organism in Eukaryota, Metazoa, Cnidaria, Anthozoa, Scleractinia, Poritidae. The record is from the annotation of a GenBank genome assembly.
CUCACCCCAGUCCACAUGGUCGACGCAAUCUCAAAAAUAAAUUCGUUUGUGACGGAGUGAAACUGUGGGCAAUCUGUUGUUGGAUUGGCGAUAAAGAUUUCCUUGACGUCUUUUGCGUCGGAGUUCUAAUGGUAAACAUAGAUUUAUGGGAUCAAUCACUUCUGACUUUGCAUAUUAAGGCACCAGUUAUUUUGUUGACGUGAGAUCGAGGAAGACUCUUGAACGAAGCCUGUCAAAUAGCAGUGUGUUGCUUUGUCAAUUUCUUGAUAUCAACUGUUCUAAAUGAUAUUCUUCUGAACGUUAUUGCAUAUGUAGAAAUCUUUGUUUGUAAAACCUCUUCUUCUGGGAAUCUUGACACAACGGAGACCAACGCAAAGAGAUGUGUCUUAACUCGUAAACGGCAUGUCUGCUAGACAAAAUUUAAGUGCCUUCCGCUCGAUCAACUGUACAUUUUGUAUCUUCAAGUACUUUAGCGGUGAAUGGUUCGCACCGCGAGCUCUCUGUUGUUAAGAUUUGCGGUUCCGACUUAUGGCUGGAUUGUAAAUUGAGUAUGUCUGUGGACACCAUAACCAUUGGGGAGACGGAAGAAGCUGUUGGAUCACGGCGAAAGUCAUGCACGACUGAUGGAUUCGUUGUCCCGUCUGGGGAGGUCGAUUGCGACCUGCCCGUUCAACGAGAAGAUCCGGCGUUGCACAAGUAAGUAUCAUGUUUAUUCCUUGUUGUAUUAAAGAUAAGCUCACCCGCAAUUUGACCUGGGUUUAAUAUUUCCCUAUCUCGGAUUUUAACGGAAAACGGAACCGUUUUAACUUCAGAUUGUUCCCUCUCUAUACAGGAGAAAUAAAGAUAAAAAUAGUUCUUUAGUGAAUGGAAUCGACGACAAGUUUUCAGGAGACCAGAGGCGAUCGUAAGUAAAAUUGGCAUUUGCUGUCAGAGUGAUUAGCUUCAUUUUAUUUUGAAAAGAAUAACAGCUGCCAAAUAGCGAUGUUUAUAAAAUGACUCCCGGCUGUACACUCUUCGGUAUGCAUCGUCUUUGCUAUAUGGUUAAUGUUUGAGAAUAUUCGAAACUUUGGUAAAGGUGUCACUGACCUAGUAAAUAUGGGAAAACAAUUAAACUUUAAUGACUUCCUAAUACAACAAGAGAAAAGAUGCUGUUAUGUUUUCGAUUUUUUUAUGUCUGUGGAUUUCAUUUCUCAUGCAAUAUAAAUAGCAAUUUUGUCCCGUGAUCACUGUAAUUUUAAAAGGCUUCAAAUUUCUACCUAGCAAAUUAUUUAUUUAAGCUUCUAAUAAGCAAUAAACUAAAUUAAAAUUGGUACAUUCAGCCACGGAUUCAUUCGGAAGAUUACUUGUGGUGCUUAUAUCAUAAAGUGUAAAAAUAAAAAUGAAAAUUGUUUUUAACAGAGCUGUAAAUCCUUUCCGUUCUUAAAAUAUCACUUGCAGUAAUAAAAGACCUUCCUUGUAAUUUUUUCAGUUACUAUGAAUAAUUCCAUAUUUCAUGAAAAUAUCUUUGUCAGGUUGCUAUGUAUAUAAUUUAAAAUUCUAAUGUGUCAUUUCAAAAGUUGAUGUCAAUAUCUAUGGUUUAGGUAUCUUAUCAAGUCUAAAAUAAAAGAUUAAUCCUCCAGAAGCAUAUAAGCAUUGGAUUGUAAAUUUCUUUGAAAAAUAUUCUAAGAUCUCUAAAAAAAACCUGGUAAAUAGUUACAUUUAAAAUAAUGAUGAAUUCAUCAGUUUUGUUGCAAAUUAAAAGUUCCAAUGUGUACUGGUAAUUUCCAUUUUGCAUUCUAGCUAUUUAUUGAUAGUGAUUGGUUUUGACAGAGCUUAAAAGUGCUGAUUAUUAUAACAUGGAAGUUUGAUUGAAGUACUUGGGAAAAAACAAAAAAUUAAUGCAAUCGCAAAAAAUUCUUCUUGUACAUUGUGUGUGUUUGUAGUUAGUUAUAUGAUAUUUUGUUACAUUCCUACUCUCUGAUAAUAUUUAAAGAAAAAGUUACAUAAUGCAACCCAUAUUCAAUAUACUGGUACAAAAAAAAUUGAAAUUGAUAGAUAUUUAUGCAUGUAUGACAGUAAAAUUUAUCAGUUGACUAAUUCUUGGAUGUAAAAUACUUGCAACUAGGAAUUUUUCUUCUAUUUUUAUAAAUGAAGAGAUAAUCUGCUUUGAUAGUACAGUUAUGUCCCCUCAAAGGUUAAAAUGAUACAAAAUUAUCAUUGCCAUAGUGAUGAAAUUCGUUGCGUCACUUUUAAAGGAUGCUGGAUUCAAGGACAUUCUCUUCUGAUAUUUGCUCGUAGUUAUCGCCAGGCUACUGAUCGGUCUUCCAAGGAUAGGGUUUCUACUGUGUCAACAAUAAUAUUUUAACAGAUUGUUUUUAUUGUGCUCCUAACAAUCGUCCGAAAUUCAAAUUGUAAGUGUGUUUCGUUUAGUAUUUGCUUUCAUAAUCAAAACUUAAAAUAAUUAUCGUUUAUGUAAUGUGAAAUAUACGAAGCUGUGUCUGCUUAAGGAAGUGUUACCGUAAGUUGGCAUCAUGAUGUUAACAAAUAUGUUUGUUUCUGUAAAGUAUAAAUGUAGUUAGUGAGAUCAUUUACCUGGCAAGAACAUGUUAAUAUCAUGUUAAAAGCAUCUUACGGUUCCUAUAUUUCUUUAGAAAUAUUUCACCCAGAUGCAGUGUCUUUGCCCAAAUGUAAAGUGAAUAGUAUGAUAUAAGAUAAUACUGCUUAGAAUUUUCCUUUCUAUAUUUUAAGUGUUGUGUACAGAAUUUUGUGGAACAGUCUUGAUAAGACAGGGAGGUCUUUGUUGUGGGUUAACUGCAUGCAAAUGAAUUUUUCCGCUUAGUUUCUGUCAACUGACCAUCAAGUACCUCACCAUGGUCACUCCAACCAAACUUUGCUGCUGUUAAUGGCUGCACGUCAAGAAAUAUUUUUUUUAUUGACAAAUCAUUCAGCAUUUUCACUUCUGAGACCCUGUUGAGGUGAAAAUUUGACGAGCAAUAUUGCCCUUGGGUUGAAAUUGCAACAGUUACAAAGACUGGGACAAGCACAAUAGUCAAAUACCAACAGAGACAGCUUUCUUCUCAAAGUGUAAAACAACAGGUUUUGAAAUGCAGAUAAGGGACAUUCAUUCCCCUCCCCUGCCUUUGAGCAGGGGGGAGGGGAUUUGUUGUCUCCUAUUGUAAAGGGAAUGUGUUUUGGGGAAAUAAUAGACAAGCCGAGGCAGAACUGUUGGCCAAAAUGUUUUGUAUUAAAUGCAAAACCAAACAACAUACUUUUGUAACUUUUGCAGCACCUUUUGAAAAUUAUCAGAUUAGGGACCCCUUAAAGCAAGGUGUGCAAAGAAAGGCAUGUUGGGUAGCCUUAAGGGCUGGUGAAUUUGGCCAUUGUAUUAGUGAAUUCUGUUCUUAACUUGCCCAAUGCACAAAAGAAAUAAAUGGUAAAAAAGAUCAUUUAGUUAUUUUACACAUUCUCACACAUUCUUCCUUUUUUUACAGGCCACAAAAACCACAUCCUUUGCGCAGUCCAGUAAAUAAAUAUUCAUCACUAAUAAGGGCACAAACUAUGUCACCUGUGUUAGACAAUGUUGACAAGCCUAUAACAGCCAAGACAUCCAAGAACUUUUCCAAGGCUCCUUUGAAGCUUAAGUUAGCUUUAUCACCUAGAGGUAUGUUUAGUUUCCUGAGAAUCUUAAUGUUUUGUCCACCUCAGGAAACACAUAGAGAUUCUUUCAAUUAAAACAAAAUUAAUGUGGUUCGAUGUAAUCUAGGGAGAAUUAACCUCAAACCAACGCUUGCCCCUUCUUCCAUUGUGUGAGGCAUCCCCUUGCCUUUAGUAGGGACACCUCUUGACCCUUAUAUGCAGUCACUUGCUUGAAGUACUUUCGCAAAGUGUCUUUUGCUUCCGCUGUGUUGCUUGCUUGCCAUUUUAGUAUGUUUUCUUCCGACUCUCCCUACCUUUUUAGAUGAAGGUCUGCUAAGCAUUAGUAAAUAAUGGUAAUAGGAUUGAGUGUAGUCCAAUCUGGUCUGUAAUCAUACGAGUGAUAAACAAAAUCGCGGGAGUCCGAUUUGUUUAAUCACAAGUAUGAUUACAGACCGAAUUGGACGACGUGAAGUUCUGUUACCAAUAUUAACAGUGUUCUCCUUAUCAGGCGGUAACCAGUAAAAUUUACCGCCUGAAGCAACACUUCUUACCGCCUGCAACUGCUUAAAGGUUUACCAAAAUAAAAUAAUUUUUUAAAAAAAAAAAUAUGCGAGUUGUGAUCCGAUCCGAUCCUCACAAGAAAAUGAAUGAAUAUGUGGAAAAGAAUAGCUACCUAAGUACAAAACGUACAGCCCAAAAAUAAUGCACGUUCAGGAACUAAUAAUUCCCAUGUUUUCUUGUGGGCAGAAAUUCAACGCCUUUGGUUUGUUUUGCCGAGACUAUGGUAUUGUACUAUGAAAUGAUCCAAAUAAUCUAAAUGUUCGAAACUACAGAUCGUUUUGUUAAACAAACGCCUCACACGCUUUAUCUAACUUUGGAAAAGCUAAACGAUUGAAGUGUUCACUUUGCACAAAAAGCAGAGAAAGCUGUUCGCUUUCCCAGGCAACUUUUUACUUGUGUACUUUCAUGAUUACCUUUUGCUGCCACAGAGUGAAUUAGUAUCAACGCUACAAAACGGUGUUGUCACAAAAAGGCAACAAACACUACAAAGAUCUUUCAGGUUAACACUUAUAAAGAACUUCAUGCGCCUUCUUGAGGCUUGCGGUAAUUUUCUAGCUUCUUGCGGUGAAGAUUUUUGACUUCUUUCGUUUCAAAGUCCUUGCGGGUAAACCACAAAGGGUCCUCAAAAAUACGGCACUUUCACUUCUUGCGGUGGCUUGCAUGUUCUUGCGGCGCAGCAACUUCUUACGCCACUUUUUGCGCGUGCAUAAUUUUGGUUCUGUACUAGUACUGUAUAUGCAGCUUUCCUUUUUAGGGACAUGCAUUUUGGAAACAUAGUAAAAUUAUUGGAAUCAAACGUUUUAAUUUGUUUUCUAAAGAUAACGACAGCAGAUUUGCAUAAAAUAGGUCUUAAAAUAUGGGAAUAAAAAAUUUCCCAGUGAAGGCGGGUCCAUGUCCCUCACUCCACUGUCCCCCCUCCCCCCCUCGUAGAAAAGUAUAUAUUUUCCAUGAAUGGUCCUUUACCUGCUGAGCUAAAAUUUAGGGAGAACACUGUAUUAAUCAUAACUAUAACAAAAUUUGUGAUAUUUUAGACUGUUUUAAAUCAAAACACAUGAAAUUCCAAGAGUUUUUUGCUAGCAGUGAAAAAAAAAGCCGUUAAAGUCCACGUAUGCGAUGGCGCAUACUGUCCAAUUACUUAGCGUGACGCAAGCUGUCCUAUUACACUGUCCUGUUAGUUCUGAAAUCGGGACAGUUGAUAGCCAAUCAAAUUUGAGAAUUUUGUUAUUGUUAUGAUACUUAAUUGAUACUCCAUAGAGCAGUUCUGUGUGAUGGUACCUGGUGGGGGCCUCUCACUGGGUUGCCAUGGAUACUGCCUUCCUUGUGCUAGAGCAUUGCCUGGCUGCACCAAGUCCUAAGUCCAUCCCGAUCACCUGCUCCCAAACUCAUGUAUUAGUGAUUGUAAAUUACAUUGUAGAUUCCCAAGGUACUACCCUAUUAGUACAUAAUUUUGCAAUUUUGGUGAGACAGUAUUUUGCAGGGUUUCAUUGUCAGGAUUUAAAUAAGAAAAUAUGAAAAAAGAACAUAAACUUUAACAAUUCAAGCAUUCUCAAUUUCAUUAUAUAUUUUUCAAAAAGUCUAAACUUUUUAAAAUUCUAGAUAAAGUGGAACAAGCAAAAUGCAUAAUUAUUUUUGGUACGAAUCUAGUGAUUCAGAGGAAGAUGAUAGCUAGAUUUUCUACUCCAUAUGUGGUAUUAAAUUUCGUGAGGAUUUUUAGUGCAAAAUUAAGUACCAAUAAGGUGGUCAUUCAGUGACAUGACUUUUGUUCUAAACGAACAGAGAUUUUGCAAUGUUGGCUACUUAGAGACUUUCCGUUAUUCUGUCCUUAUUUUGCCAGUCAAAUUAUUGAAUUGGUGGGUGGAAUGAGGUAAAUGACACAAAAUAUAUUAAUUUAAAAAUUCACCAUUGGAUUCAUGAACACAUGAAAUCCUACAAUGUUGCCAUAAAAAAAAACCUAUUUAGUACUGUUUCUUUUUAAGGGAUUUUACAAAAAGGUUUGGGAAUUUUUUGUCCUAAAAUUGACUUGGACUGCUAUUUUAUCGAAAGGAUUAAACAUGCCUUGUUUAAAUUUACAUCUCAAUCAUGUGUGGUCACGUUUUUCAGGUUGUUCAAUAAUAAUAGUUAUCUUUCAUCAAGAUAUAUUUAUACAUGUAAUUCGCACAGCAUGAAUGUUUAUCUAAGAAAUUGAUACGUUAUUUUGGUGACAUACUGUACCUUGUUCCUGAACAUAGUGUGAAGAACUUUCAUUGCAAGUUCAAAGUUGUGAGUCACAUGGUCAGGAAAAUGUUUCUCACAUGAUAUUAAUAAAGAACCAACAAGACACUCUCAAUGCAAAUUUCUGACAGUAAUUUGCCACAUAGGAAAUUUCAUGGAUAAUUUUCCUCCUGCUAUUUUACUUUAGCACAUAAAUGAAAAAAAUCAAAACAAAACACCUAAAAUUCUAUCCAGCUGUUCAGUGCUCAAUCAAGGAAUAUUAUGGACAUUUCUCAAAGGACUCCCAAAAAUAUUUUUUACGGUAUGUAUAUGCUAUAUGUUCUGUGUUAGAUCAUUCAAGGCAUAAAACUAGACUCAGUCUAAGGUAUCUAUAAGAGACUUUUCAAUAGCUAAUGGACUGGGCAUUUUUAAGUUUGUUUUUAUAAUAUUAAUGUUAAAAAGUGCUCAGGCCAGUUUCAGACAAAAUAUGUCAGGAAUUAAAGCGCUUCAUCAUUGGUCCAUACUAGAAAUUGCAGCUGUUAAGCUAGAAUCAAAUGUUAACAGUACGCACGUAUACAUGUAUGAUCAUGUUAUUUAAAAAUGUGCACAUGAUGAAUUUAGAUGAACUUGAUUUCAAUAAUUGUGUGGUCCUUUUUUGUUAUGUUCAAGAAGUCUCAGUAAAACAUAUCCGGAAUGCUUUGUAGAAUUUUCCUCUUUACCAGUGACAUUUCUGAAACUGAUUUUUUUAUACUGGAGGUCAGUGUAUAAUGCACUGAACAAAAAACUUUACCAAAGGUCACAUUCUUUCUGUUUUGGGUCUUGUUUCCUUUACAAGAAGUUGUACACAUAAUGAUAUAUAACGAGCGUGAAAUUAGUGGAGUCACAACACUGGCUGUUUAAAAUUACAAAUCUAGUUAAAAUAACUUUUACUCUUAUUGUACAAACUAACCAUUGAAACUGUAAGGUUAAUACAGUGAAAAUGCCACCCUUCUUGUUACAGUCAUUUAUGAUGAUGUUUAGCUGUCUAGAUCAGCUCAACCUACUAGCCCUUAGAUAGAAUGAACAUUUUAACCUUUAAGCCCCACCAUCCACGUAUAAAUUCUGCAAACUGACCUCUAGACAUUUCCUUAAAGAAUGAUCGUAAUAUUAAUUCUCAUAACCUAAUCUCUUGACAAUGUGAGGAUAUCAUUUGGAGAAAAUUGAUGUUGGUCACUUUAUAUGCUAACUAAAUGAAGGGAAAGCAAGGGUGACACAGUGGUGAAAGCACUCGCCUCCCAUCAAUGUGGCCUGGUUUCAAAUCCCGGCAUCGACGCCAUAUGUGGGUUGAGUUUGUUGUCAGUUCUCUCCUUUGCUCUGAGAGGUUUUUCUCCUGGCACUCUCAACAGUGUUCCUCUCUCCUCAUGAACUAACAUUUCCAAAUUCCACUUUGACCAGGAAUGAGGUAGACGAAUAACCACUAAGUGGAUGUGCUACAGUUAAAUUGUAUCAUAUAUUGUUGGUAUGGUUACCUCUGGUUGACUGUCUGUGGUCUCUUCUUUGUUAGGUGCAGCUUGGAACUUGGAAGAUGAUGAAGAGAAUGUUACAGCUGCAAGUGGUAGUACAGAUGGAGCUCCUUUCGGAUACACUUCGGGAGGGCUUUAUUAUUCCACAGCUAUUCAUCUACAAACAUUGCAGACGUUGGUAAGAAUUAACUGCAUUUUUACAGCUAUGGAAAAGCACAUGAUUGCUAUAGCUAUUCAUGCUUGACGUGUUUAUAAGUGGUGGAAAAAAGUAAGAUUUGUGCUCAUCUGUAACUAUUGAACCAAGCCCACCAAAAAGUUCACCCUGUUUGUAUUAUUUUAUUUUUUAUGUUUUCUGAAACCACACACUUUAAUGUUGUUUUUGACAGGGAAAUGAGGAGGAAAACAUUUCUCCAUUAGAGACAGAGAAGAAGCAAAGGUAACAAUAUUAUUUAACAUAAUUUAUGUGGGGUACAAAAAAGUUGAUUCAUUCUGCAUGCCAAGUUUAACUUGGUCUCAAGAUCAUAGUAAACCAUAGUAGAACUUUGCUAUGUAUAUGUCGCAGGUCAAAAUUGAAUCCAGGUUAAAAUUUUUUAACCUAGGUUGAUUCUCAAUUUUCUUUAUGUACUACACCUGAUUAUUCAUGAGUUUGGGCUAGGAGACAAAGGAAAUUGAAAAUCAACCCAUAGGUUAAAAACUUUCAACCUCAAUAUAAUUUUGACCUGUAACAUUAUACCUGCCAACUCUCACGCCUGCGGGUUGAAAACUUCGAUCUCACGCCCGCUCACGCCUGCGGACCAAUUUCUCACGCCUGAUUGAAAAAUGUGAGUUGUUGUCGUCUUGCUGGACACAAUUUCCAAAAAUAUGUUAACUCAGACCCAUGUAACAAACGAAAACCAUGUGUAAAAUGAAUAAAUGACAAUACCUUCCUCACGAUCUCUGAUUUUGUGGAUAGGCGUUUUCUCGAUAACUUCGCCUUCGGCAGACUUCGGACGUCUUCGGCAGACUUCGGACGUCUUCGGAAGACUUCGGACUUCUUCGGGAAUCUUCGGAAAUGAUCGUGUCGUUUUCAAAAAUCCCAGCACUCCCAGGAUAAAAAUCUCACGCCUACAUCUCAGAAAAAGUUGGCAGGUAUAUAACAUAUACAUUUAAGUGUUGGUAAAUAAUUGUGAAUGUAUUGGUUUUGUUAGGAGAUAACAGUCAUAGGUUGAUUAACUGAUUGAUUGUCUAGGAUAUUGAUAAUAUCAAAGAAAUUUAAGAUAAUAUCUACAUAAUUAAAGUAAAGGAAGAAACUGAUUAGUAUUGCAGUGAAUUUGAAGUUCAACUACACUGAAGACUUAAAUGUAUUUGAUACUUUGUUUUACAGUGGCGUGAAGGAAACAAGAAUUAGCAAGCUUGCACGUCGGUUAAGCCAGAGAAGAGAUAGAGGGAGUAUGAGGUUAGACGAGGGAGUUGCAUGCAAAUUUUGUUUUGUGCAUGUGUGUUUUUCAUACUGCUUCGCUAUUUAUACAAUGUUCAUCUACUAUUUAAACUCUUUUUCCAUCUCUGCUCUUGUGUAUUCUAAUCAUAAAAAUCUUUAACUAAAUAGCUUCCUCUAUGAAAACCAAUUCGCUUCUCAGCUCAUCACAGUCUUUUAUCAGGGGUUCACAUUACCUGUUUCAUUGAUGAAUGUUAUGAUAAGUAAGCAACCUACUUUGGUUUGUUUUUCUCCACUUACAGAGGACCCAUUUUUUUUCUUCAUUAGGAAUCAAGGAAAAUCACACAGUUUAGAAGAUUUAGCAUCACCAGGAAGUUUACACGGAGGUAGCAAAUCACCAAGGUUGCAACGUACCAUGUCAGUCAACCAGCGCUCCUCUCCUCGCUCACGGUUUUCUGUCCAAGAAAAUAGAUUCAGUUUCAAUAACAGAGGUAAGUCUCUGAAAGAACUGAGCUUUAGAGAAAGUAAGUUACAUGCAAUUGAAUGACCAAUUUUACUUUAAGGGGCGUACUUAAUCAAAAAUCAAUAUUACUUCUCAAAUCUAAAACGGGCAUGUAUAUGGCCUUUCAUAUUGUAUCAUCUGCAUCCAAGCUAUCAAUGACCUUGGAAACCAUGGUAUAAUAUUAUCAUGUGUGGUAAUUAUCAUAGCCUGGGGAAACAUCCGCCGUCUCUCCCACUCCUUGCUGCUAUGGACGUCUUACCAGGAGGGUCAUCUGCACCUCAGCGACAGAAAUUCGAGAAAUGAAGUGUUCAUGGCUAAAAUAAUAUUUUUUUUAGAUUUUAAAGACAAGUCAAAGAAGAGGAAAGAAACCAGUGUUGAUGGUAAGUAAUUUUUUUAUGAUGCCUCAUUUCUUUUCCUAUUUCAUGAAAAAAAUAAUUAAUUAUUUUUAUUAUUAAUUAUUGUGAUGUAGAAUAAAUUCAUCUUGGCUAAAGGUACUAGUAAAAUAGUAGAUAAGUAGUAAAGUAUUACUUUUGUCAUUCUUUCACAGCUCUAGUGGAUGCUAUUGUUAGAAAGGAAACUGAUGAAAUUAGGAAUAUUUUGGAAUCAGAGGAUAUAGACAUCAAUGGGUAAGCAUAAUCAAUUUCAACUCAUUUGUAUAUAUGAGAUUAACAGGUUUCUUUUCUCUACAAAGACAACAUUAAAAUAAUUAUUAUGGGAGGGAGUUUUUGCUUUACAUUACACCUGUAUCAAUUCACUAAUUUAAAACAGUGCAUCAAGUAAACUAAGGAAAUCUCUCUGAAAAUUAGAAUCAGAAUGCAUUAUGUCAAAUGUCUAACCAAUUUGUUGCAAAACGUUAGAAACCAUGCACAAUCAGUGACAACAGUACACUGUAAUUGACACACUUGUCUAAGACAUGUUCUAUUAUUAAAAAUUUGAUUUGAACAUAUAGCAUUUAAUUCUGUUUAAACACCCGUAAAUCCCCCAACCCCUGAAUUAAUGUUGUUUGCAGUCGAAGAAAGACCUGAGAGUUAACAGAGUUGUCAUUAAGUGCCGGCAGCAGGCUAAAAUUAACGACUACUUGGAGGUUUGAGCCAUCUACUUUUUGGGAAAAAAGGGUCAAGUGAGAGAGUGAGAGCCUGAAAUUGCCCACAGCACUCAGUUACCAAACCACCUACUUUUAUAUUCUAGCUGUGUACUUUCAAAAAUUAAUGAGAACCCUGAGUUUAAAAUACAACAUUGAUUUGGGGGGAGGGGUGGGGGUUACACCAGGGGAGGGGACAAACAUUUUCACUAUGCAAAGGGGUCCUUUUUUUAAAGUGUCUCAACAUUUUUGUCCCUCAUUGCAGUUUGGAUCUGACUGCAUAUUACAUAGAGUUUGUAAGCUCAACUAACAGGUGAAAUAACUAAUUGCUGCCCCUUAAAAAUGCAGGGUUAAUGAUGACGGCUUUGCACCCCUUGAUGUUGCUGUCAUGCUCGGUUACCAUCCCAUCAUAAAAAUGCUUUUGUUGUAUGGUGCACAGGAAAGCUCCAAAUGUAAGUAGGAAGUAUUGCCGUCAAGGACUGUUGUAGUCUUUCCCUUUUAUUUAUUGUCAGUUUUCAAUAGGCCAUUUCUGAGUUCCUCCGGGCCUCUGUACUGUAUCAAAACAAGAUUAAGUGCUCAGCCUUUUAUAUGGAAAGGAUUUUUCAUUCCAUGCUCAUUUUCACAAGAAAGGCUGUGCACUUGGCCUUAUUUUGAAAGAGGGGGUUUGUGGAACUCGGAAGUGGCGUAUUCUCUGUACCUUCAUGACGUCUUGUUUGACGAAAGGUUUUAUUGCUGCAACUAUCUCCCUCAAACGUAAUGUUAACUUGCCAAAAAUAGUGAAUAAUGAUUUAAAUCAAUGUCUAUUCUGUUUACCUUAGUGAUCGCAUGAGUGGGUCAUAUUUUUGUAAUACCUUCCCUGACAGGUUACUUUUUUCAUUGGCAAAUAACAUCUUCAGUAUUUUUGAACUCUGUUCCUUUCCAAUUCUACUCCUGAUGUUGAAAAAAUAAAAUAAUAUAUUACAUUGUUUUGCAUUCUGUUAUGUUGUGUCAUGUUGCUCUACAUUAAAAUGAGAAUAGUAGCAAUAUCUGGGAUGAUUUUCUUUUUCUGCAACAGUACCAACUAGUUACCUCACAAAGCACAUUAACAUGUUGUUGAGGGAAGCUGAGCAAAGAGUGGACGAUCUUACAACAGCAGUGGUUCAUGUCAGUUAUACUACAUCUUCUGAAGUAAAGGUAACAAAAAACAACAUAACACCAGUAGAAACUCUAUAUAAUGAAGGGCCAAGGGGCUCGCAAAAUUUGUUUAGUUAUUUUGGAGUGUUUUUUUUUUCAUAUAUUUCACUAUUACUGGGCUAAAGAAAAUUGUUUGUUAUACUGAGGACUUCCUCAGGGGUUUCAAUUAAAAUUGAAGUCGCCAGCAGGUUUGACUAGAGUAACUGACUAAAUCAUCAUAGCGCUGUUAUUUUGAAACUUCAAAGCCCUAAAAUGCGAUUUCCAGCGUGCUGGACAAACAAGUGUGUUUUUCAUUCAAGAAAAUGUAGCUUUCAUUCAAGUUUCGAUUUAUCAGCCACCCAAUCAAAUCGUUCAAGCAAUUAACAAAUGACAAUAAUUCACUUACGUACAUUUGCACAUAAACAAAUUCUGGGUGAAUCUAUAUAGAAACAUGUCAAUAAUUGACUGAAAUAUGUCGUUCACAUGACCAAUUAACUAAAGCAUACCAUAAAUCCAGUGGUUCUGUGUGAAUUAGAAAACACAUAAUUACGUUUUCACUGAAAUUUUAUGAUAUAUUUUUUUGUUUAAGACAUUAUUAAACUUUAUACUCACCUCUUCUUUUGCGAUAAAAGUAACCGUUGUACCUGAGCAAAGUAGCCAACGCAUGAUUUAUUUGGUCAUCAUCGGUGCUUACGGCAAGCUCUGCUUCUCUAUGUAGCGGUUUGUCAUAUCAAGGUUCCACUGUAUGCAUGUUAUUGUGCUCUCUCAAAAACAGUGUCACGAAUGAAAUUGUUCAGUUACAACCUAAGCAACAGCAGAGGUGCAAAUAAUUUUUGAAGGACCUAUGUCCGGCUAAGUCACCAUUUUUGUUAGAUGAAAGUGGAGGGGGACAGGGGGGCGGGAGCCCGGGAGAACAGGGGGCGGGAGGGGUACGGGAGACGGGAGAAGAAAGGGCGGGAAGCGGGAUCUCUAUGAUGGCCGGAAGCGGGAGAGAAAUUCCAAAAGGCAACCUUUCGUUAAUUGUUACUGCUCAUCAUCCAGUCAAAGAAACGAACUCAACAACGUUUCUUGACUUCCAUUUAACGUUCUCCGAGGCCCUAAUGCGAGAAAAGUCAAAAAACGUAAAUUCGCACUCGGGAUUGAAAAAAGAGCAUUACUUCUGGUGAAAUUGGAAACCUUUCCAAGUCGGUUACAUCAUAGGUCACGAGUCCUCAUGAAUGAGGUGGCGUGACACAUGUACAUGUGUGUCGACUGUGUAAGUCGUGUCAGUGUCUCGUCUGUUUGACCUGUCUCGCAGGUAAUGCACCUAUCAAUGUAAAGCCGAAGGGGGUGGGGGGGGGGGCAUAGGGUGGGGAUUUGAUUGUCUUUGUUGUCCCUGGGGUAGGGCAUUUGACUGAUCUUGUUCUCCUGGGGGAGGGGAUAUUUGAAUCUUUCUUCGCCCGACGUGGACAUAUUUGACUGCCGACUCGCAGUUUCCCGCAUCUACGCUUCACGUACGCGCCAUACGGUUUGAAAAGAUCAGGAAGUCAUGGAGGCCCAUGAGAGCAAGCGAAGGCUGAGUGGACUUCACUGUUUUGUCUUCAAAUUUCGUUUGUUUUAGGGUGUUUUUGAUCAAUUGAACCUGUUAAUAUAAUGUGGUAUCAAAGUAAACGGAAGUAAAGAGAAACCGAGCCGAUUUUUGCAAGUACAGUUGAUUAGUGUAUGGCUCGUUCGCUACAAUCACUGAUAAAACUGACUUUGUUUGUACCCUUUACUAAGAACGGUAUAUCUAGACUUACAAAAUGUGGACUUUCUCGUAAAAGUUUAUGUAUUCUACCCAGUGUGACACGGAUUAUGGUUAAAACGUAUAAUUGCAGCUGUAACAGGAACAUGUAUCUUUGGUGAUGCAGCAACGUUUAUAAAAGAUUGCAGAGUUUUAUUUGGAGAUAUUUUUAUUGUGCCUUUCUUAGGUUCUGCCUUGGGACUGACAGCAAUGUGCAGCCUGGGGUGCGGAAAUUUGGUUGCAUUUGACUGGAAUGAUUUGCCCGUGGGCAGGGAAUUUGAUUGCAAAUUUUUGAAAAAAGUCAAAUCCCCCCCCUAUGCCCUGCCCCCCCCCCGCCGGCAUUACAUUGAUAGGUGCAUAAAAUGUGGUCAAAGACCAUUUUAAUCGGUCUAAGUAUUUUUCGGUGUAGUGUGGAAAAAUCCGUACAUGGAAGACCUUCCUAGGAGCUCGCUCCGUACGAUUGUAGUUUGCAAAACACUAAAGACUUUACGGCGUGGUGCAAACUUGUGUCCAGGGAAUGCAAAUUCACUGAUCGCUGGAGAGUGCGGAGUGGUUAGAUAUACAACGCAAUUUUUUUGUUUUGGAUAAGGCCAAAGCACUGCCUAUUAGAAUAGGAAGUCAAACAGCGUGGGGACGCUGUCCGGUUGGACUUCAUAGAUAACAAAGAAAAAGUAAUAACAAAAGAUUACGAAGUGCACGGUUGGUGUCAUUUCCUAGCACUUUGCACUGUAAUUUUAGAAACGUUCCCUCGACUCGGAGGAAGAGGAGGCAGACUUUACUGCUCUAACUAACAUUUGGAGUAGGAGGAGAUCAGUGCGACCUCCUCGGCGCAUGGAAGACUUUUUCUAGUUUGUUUACUGUAGCAAAAUACGGGCACUUUUUACACAUAUUGCAACCUGUUCCCUGUCCUGUUAUUUAACUUGUAAUAAGCCAAUAAGAGCAGAGCAUUCGUUUCUUCAAAUACUUCUUGUUAAAAUCGGACAUAGAUGCAUCAUUCCGAUGUAAAAAUGUAUGUAUAACCGUUAAACCUCCCCGCCGAUAUUUGAUGAAAGAUACAACUUCUCGAGCAAAUAUGAAUAGGUUUGAGAUUUGAUAACCAGAUAACAAUAAUACUCCACCAGCACUAAACUGAACGCUUUAAAAUGCAAACGGUUAACGAACAUGCAAUUAUUGUCUCGUUGAAGUCAGUUUUUAUAGCUUACGACUUCUUACGAAAAAUAACGAAAACUAACCGCGGUGGAUAUGCAAUUAGUACAAUUAGACGCUGGGAACUAGACAGGAGUACUGAACUCUACCGUAACGUUUGGCCCUUCGACUUCAUUUUGGCAUGAUCCCCGUAAUUUCGGGAUUCCCAAAUGCAUGUUAAUGCAUCUUUGAAGACUGCAAUAGCUAUUACACUGCACAGUGGACUGAGACUAUUGUCGCUGUAGUGGGAUGUCAGAAGCGGUUGUCAAACCUAGAUAACCAGGUUAGUGAAAACUCAGUUUAACCAAGAAAACUGACUAGUAACAAUUUUCAUCUUUGGCAAAUUACCCUACAGCUUUAACACUAAACCCGGGCUUCCGAUCUUUAUAAUUUGCAUGAUAACGGGAAAAAUACAAUAAAGGGCGGGAGUCGGGAGACAAAGGAACAAAAAGGUACGGGAGGCGGGAGAACGGGGUACGGGAAGCGGGAGGUUGUCACCCCCCUGUCCCCCCCCCCAUGAAACAAAGUAUUAAUGUGGUUGGACUCAAUCAAGGACACAUUACAUAGCUGUGAAAGGUUUGAACCUAGUGGUCAUUUCAUAAGUAGGUGGAGCAUGAUCUUCCGGAUAAUUAUAGUCCUGAAUAGGACUGUUGUUGUUUGUUUUAUUAAUAAUAUAACAUGACACUACUACAUCUAUACCAAUAAAGAACUACUACAAAUACACUGAUGUUGACAUUGACUGAGGUUUCGACAAUCUGUGUGGUAGUCAUGACUUCAAAGUGGGUUAUAUUACUUCACUUGAAUGUAUUAAAAAAAACAGACUGAGUUUAAUACCAUCAACUGACAGGAUACAACGCACUUUCACUCUGACGAUGACUCUGAACAGUAUUUGAUUAAUAUGCCUGUGGGGAUGACAUUUACCCAGGAGUCCUAAGCUGUACUACAUUAAACUGUAUUUAAUAUUAUAUAAAACGUCUAUUUAAAUAUUUAUCCUUGUUUGUGAUAUAAUUUAAUUUUUGCAGGAAAAUGAUAGACUUUUUCAAGAGUGGUUAUGGAGAAAACACCUACUGGAACAGAUGAAGAAAGGACUCUCAAAAAUAGGUAGUAAUACCUUUUGUGGUUUGCAGAAAGUCAUGAUUAAGUUCAUAACUAUCUGAGAAUGGUUAGGAAAGUGUGAAUUGGUGAAUUAGCCUUAUUAUUGCAGGGAAAGUACAAUACAGCUCUGUAUCUCACAGCACUUAGUGAUGAUAACAAUAAUAUUGCAAGAAACCUCUCUCUUAAAAUACCCACCAAAACUUUGUUACUCUAUUUUUCUCAAAUUUUGUUGGGACAGACUUUGUAAGAGAGAUUGAGUUUUGUUUCAUGAAAUGGGAGGUUUGAUAAAAUACCGUAAAAUUCCAAAAAUAAGCCCCUCCAAAUAUAAGCCCCCCAAACUGGUGAUGCAAAAAACCCUCCGUUAAAUCGCCCCUCCAAAUAUAAGCCCCCGGGGGGGCUUGUAGCUUGUACUUGGAAAGUUGCCCUCAAAUACAAAGUAAAACAACACAAAAACGGUAAAUUUACUUCCAACCAUGAGGCUAGCCCAAUCGAUUUGUGAACGCAAAUUUCCCUCUGUAGAUAAGCCUCUCCAAAUUUAAGCCCCUCCAAAAAUAAGCCCAUCAAAAAGAGCCUUUGAAAAAUUUAAGCCCCGGGGCUUAUUUCGGAAUUUUAUGGUGUUGCUCAAAAGGGUUUUCAUUAAAUGUAAUUCACUAACUCCGUAGGAGGCCCAGAACAGGGAUCUCAGUGCUGCUUUGCAGACUUUACUAACUGGCCGGGGUUAGAUUAUAUCUGCGACACAGGCUAAUAAUAUUGAUGUUGACAUACAAAUGAAAUUUCAAGUAAUAUCUCCUAUUAUUGUUUGUUUUUUUGUGUUUGUGUUUUCUUAGGUCCACCUGAUAAGCCAAGCAGUGUAACGAUAUCAGUUGCUUCUGAAGACUCUCUUCUUGUUAGAUUUAUUGAACCACUUGAUGAAAAGGUCAUUGUAUCCAAGUAUAAAAGUGAGUAUGAAUAGCGGGUGAUUGUGGCCUCCCCAACCCCCAAACUCGCAUCUUACACAUGAGAAUUUCACAAGUUCAACUGUGUUUUCACUAUUCUUUUGAAAUUUGACAUUCAUUUUCUUGGACUCCCAUGAGAAAUUUUCUUUGGUGUUAUUACAGAUGAGUAAUUACAUCUUUAGGCCUUGAAAAAUGUAAAAAAAGAAUGCAAUAUUCUUUAAAUUAUUAUUCUGGUACAAGAUUGUUGUCCACUGAGAAUUAAAAUUACUCAAUUUCCUGGUGGAUUCCGUCUUAAACUUUUUGCUUUGACUUGGAUCUUUCUUUGCUGUUUUAGUUCAAUGGAGCAAGUCCCCAGACUUUUGGUUAUUGGAAGGAGAAUAUGUACUCCGUGAUGUUCGGUCACUAGAAUACACUAUCUGUCAUUUACAGAAGGUAAGCGCUUAUCAAUAUUGGUCAGUUUCAUUUUUAGCUAGCAGUGAAUGGUACAUUAUUUGUUUAUGAGUGACUCUUUUCUUACACUUGGUUGGUUCCUCCUAAACAAAGCAUGAUAGGCUGAUUUCUCAUUAAAGCUUUUGCUUUGGAUAUUAAUACCAGCUUAUUUUAUUAUUAUUAUUAUUAUUAUUACUAUUAUUAUUAUUACAUGAUAACAUGUUUAUGUCCUUAUUUAGAGUACCACCUUAAAUGUAAGACAUAUAUAAAGCCCUGUGCAAAUGGAUGCAACAUUGUUGGCCAACAACUCCCAACACUGUUUGAUGUUACAUGUUGCGUCCAUUUGCUUACCGUGUUGCAUGUUCUUGAAAGUUGUAUGAAACAUUUCCCAACAUUGUUGUUUGUAGCCUGUCAAUGUUGGAUGGCUGCGACAGAACUCCUGCAUACCACAGAGUGAUACUUAGUGCCCUUUCAUUUUCUGUCUCAAACACAUAGUUUUCCAAGAAAUUGCUCUGAAAAUCUAUCUUUAUAACUUUCGAUGCUAUCAUUAAAAAAAAAGAACAAGUCCACAACAAAAUGACUUUUGAAAUUGCUUGCCUUGACACAUUUUUAGUGAUGGUGAUUUGUGUGGGUAGGUUACAUUAUCCAUCUUGGAUGUAUAAUGUUCAUUUAUUUAUUAUUGUUUAUUUUCUUUUAUUAUUUUCUAGUCUGUGUCAUAUUAUGUUCGAGUUUGCUGUGGAAAUCUUAAGAGUUACGGUUCAUGGUUGGAAUCCAGUCCACCUUGUGCAAUGCCAUCAAGUAUGCUUAAUAUUUGUAUUACUUUUAUAUUGUUAUAACAUAAUGCCAACCACUAUGAGAAGUGUAACUAAUUCACUAUUCAUCCAUGUGUGCACAAAUUGUAAAGCAGCAGCACUGGUACUUUUUUUAGUGCCAAUAAAAAGGAUUGAACUACAAACUUAUGUAGUUCAACACAACGUUAGUUAGAGGAAGGACCAUCAGACGUAUAUUGCCAUAAUUCAGGGGGACACCACUCUUGAUUGGCAUGACCCACGUGAUGUAUGACCAAUUUUAAGUGUUUUUUACCUUGAGGUUUUCCCUCUAUCUCUCUUUCUUUUCUCUGUGUCCUUCCCAUUUUUAUGAUAUGCCUCCAAUAAUUGGAGGCAUAACAAUCACAGCUUUUUCUCACUGAGAAAAGAAUUUCCAAACCUGAUACCAUUCUAACUUGAGUAAAGUCUUCUUAUUUACCUAUACAUUGUUUUUGCAGCGUGGCAUGAAGUAGAUGAUUCUAAACCUCGCUUCCAAGGUCGACUAAAUGUAAUAGACGAUUUAUUCAGUCGGGUGUGGCAAAGUCAUGAGGAGUUUUCGCCAGUGAAACCAAUAUUACCCCACAGACCUCGCAGCAACACAUAUGGCAAUGAAACUGGUGAGAAGCGCAGCUUGUGAUAAUAUUAAAAUUCAGUAAUAAUUCUCUAAGGUUUUUUACAGCCAAUAGUCCAUUUGCACGAUGUUGUCUUUUUACUACUAAGACCAGGAUUCAUUUCGUCUCUUCUUUCAUAUUUAAAUUUGUUAAUCCCAUUGAGGUUUAAAUAACAAAACCCCUAAUUUGCACAAGAAAGCACAACCCUGAAGGAUUCUGGUAGUAGUAGUAAAAUGACGUCAUCGUGCAAAUGGCCUAUUUGGGAAGUAGUCUUAAUGUGUUGAAGCGGCCUACAGUGUUGGAACAGUUACGUCACUCUUUCUUUACUAAUAAAAAAUUUGUCAUAAUCAUGAGGUUAUGGUGUCAAAUGUAACAUAUAACAUCCAAGGAUAGAAUUUGAAGGACGAAAGGACGAAAGUUUUGUUGUACUUAAUAUUUUUUGUUUACUUUUUUUGCAUGCAGGAUCUGAUGGUGGAGUUUCCCCAAGGACAAGUAGGAAAUCAGCCAUGAAAAAGAGCCUUACAAAAUACACCAAUUUACUCUUCCACUCAGCGCCAAAAUUUGCUAGAAAUUUGAAAAGGUAGGAUGUUAGAGAAAAUCUCCAACUUCCUAAUAAAAUGUGAACUGGCAUCAGUUUGCUUGCCUUUUAGUCUAAGUUGCCAAGACUGGGGUUCAAAUUGAAGCCUUCGUAUGUGGAGGUUGGGUGUGAUUGGGCUGUCUUUGCUUCUCGUUGACUAGAUCCACCAGGGUUCACAAGUGUGUCUUUGCAACAUAAUUCUAAGGGACGUCCUGCCAGUUGCCGUGUUAUAAGUGGGUACUAGCGAUAAACCACUGGAGGUAACCUUGCAACAGACAAACCCCCUUCUCUGCAUCUGUAAAUGAUUAGACACUCUAUUCUUCUGGGGUAAUAAAGGAUGAAAACCUAGGUGCCUCAGCAUUUUCACUGAUCCUAACUCUCGUGGGAUGUCAAAAUUUAUAUAAAUAUAUUUAUAUACAUAUAUACUGUACUUAGACUCCGGAUGGCGUGGUCAACCUUUUGUUGGUUUGGAGGGUAAAUGAUGGGUUGAUUUCAAUAAUUGUGAUGAAAGUCCUAACUGUGAGGGCCUCUUUGUUAUACAGUGUGUGAUGUACUGAUACGGGGCAAAAAAAUAAUGUCAUUUUCUCUUUCAGAGGUGUGUACCUGGCUUCCCUUUUAUUCACUGAUGAUGAAAAGCUUCUUGUAACGGUGGAUGAAAAUAUCCCAAUAAUUGAAGUGGACGACAAUCACCCCAGCACUUUUCUUCAAGACUUCUGCUGGUUCAUGAAGGUACAAACUGCCAUCAGCUGUUGUCCUUGUGGAUUAUUGUUUUGUCCUAUGCUUGUAACACGAUGCCUUGCUUUUUCACCAUCUCAUUUGUGUAUUCCUACGCAUAACGCCUUCAACAUUAGUCUGCACCCUUUUCCAUCCCCUCCUUUUGUCAUAGGUGAAACGCCAGAAAAUUUACAGGAAAAACUGCUUUGGUUGUUAAUUGGCUAUUUUACGUCAAAACAAAUGCAAGCCGCAUGUCUCGGACUCUCUUCCCCUCCCUUACAGAGUCUCUUCUCCCCCUCCCCCAGAGUCUGUACGGACGUACGGUCAUAAUCAAAUUUUCUUACAUCAAUAGGCUUCCAAUUUUUAUAUCAAUACUGGCUCCGCUAUUAAUAUUCAGCACGACGCUUAUUACAGGAAUUUGCAAAUUCCUGCAGAAAAAUUGAUCGAUUUUUUUUUCUUGUUUUGUUUGGAUUUUUUUAUGUCAGUUACAACAGGGUACCUAAGUACCUUUUCUUAACUGCACCAUCUAACAAAUAAAACAAAAAGAAAGCCAUAAGAACCACUUACAAGGCCGUUAAUGAUUAUCUUAUCUCAGGUUGCGUGUACGUGGAAAGAUGUGAAGAAAUUAAAACAUGAGAUUGAGAAAAAAUCAUCAUCAACGUCAGUACUGUUUAGAUGUAAACUACUCCAAGCUGCUGAUACUCUUCAGGUAGGAGCAGGUUUAUGUCUACAACGGUUUGUAUAUCAUUUUAUCAAAUUGUUGUCUGCAUCGCUAAGCAAAAGUUCAAUUUGGUGCAUGGGGCUUUUUCGAGUUCGUCAGAACGCAUCUUAAUCUGGUGUUCCUGUGGCACCAAGGAAGAAUUUUCGAGCUAUCACGGGCGACUGCAAAUUAGCCGCCCCUAUUGAUUUUAUCGGGGGCACCUCCGCCGGGAAACUGGACUCCUUUCGACUCGAUUUCGUUUCCGUAAUUUUCCGUAAGUGACGAACGCGGAUCCUUAAUCAAAGAUUACCUCUAGUUGAUAGGUAGUACUUUCGGAUUUGAUUCACUUUCACACCGAGUUCUACAAGUAUACUGCAUGACCUUGCAUGUUUAAUUACUCGUCAUCACUGUAUUGCUAGACAGUCAGACACCAUUCAGUGGCUUCUAUUGAGUUUUAAGAUUUAAUCUUACAAGCGCAUUGGCGAGAGCGCUUGCGUGUCACCAUUAUCGCCGGCUAUACCCCAAGUUAUGGGAAUUUCCUCCCUCUCUAAAAAAAAAGAACUUCUCAUGAAGCAAGUUCUUAUUAGCUACUAGAUGUUCUGUGGGUAACCCAUUCGCGUUUACAUUUAAUGUUUUUACACAAUGCAUAUUUUUUCUCACUCUAUUCAUACCGCCAAUGAUAAUCGAAAGUUGCGUGUUUUUGUCAUUGUCUUCAGGGAGCUCUUGGCAAGCAAGACCUCGGAAGACUGCACCACAAGCCGGUCAAAGACAGGAAUGGCAGUACUCUGAUUGUUGCUGUCAAUUAUGUUAUAGUAAGUAGGAUUUUAGUUCUGGUAAAGCUGCAACACAAUUGAACUUUUGGAGGGCGGGGAGUGAAGAAAAAUGCGUUAUUGGCCAAGUCUGAGGUCAAGAUAGCUGGAUAUUGGCCACAAUAACCGUCUCUCCCCCAACCCUCUAAAAAAAAAAAAAAACUAGGCCAAUAUACAGCCAUCUUGACUGAACAAGCUUGGUCAAUGGACCUUUGUCACGCGGCGGCCGUUUUGUCUCAGGAGACUGACUUACUGACAGACUGACUGACAGAAUUAAUAAAUGGAUGAAUGACCGGACGAACGAACAAACGAGUAAGAGAUGGAUCAGCUCUAGCACGUUUUCGCCUGUGCAUGCAGCAGGAAUGUAUGAAAACGUGAAUCAUAUACUGACUGACUGACCUAAUAAAUGAAUGAACGAACGAACAACCGAACGAAAGAGCAAGUGAAUCAACGAGAGAUGGAUCAGCCCUAGUGCGUUUUCGCCUGAACAUGCAGGAGGUUAGCCAUGAAAGUGUAUAUUCAUUUGAAAGUCGCCUCUUAUUUCUUAAACGCUGGAUGAUAAUCAAGCCUGUAAAAGGCGAAUAGCAGCAGUGAUGUAGUUUUAUCGAUUGAACUGCACGAUUCAAAUUGAACGUACAUACACUACGACUUAAUGUACCCGUCAUUCAUUCGUAAAAUAAGUUCAUUUUCUUCAUGUACUGUCAUGAUCAGCAGGCAAGCUCCUUCAAGCCACGUAUCAUGUCUUUAAAGUGGUUGUCUUUAAGUAAGCUUCAAAAGAAGAUACAGACUUGUCCCCUGCAAGCAGGCUUACAGGAUGAGCUGUUCUCUGCAUCAGAGAUGCUCCUCUCUUCCGUUCAGGUCAGAACAAAUCUCACUGCAUAAAGCUGCAGUAAAACGGGCUACAAAAUAGUGCAACUUGUUUUGCAAAAUUGCUGCAAAACGAAUUAAAUAGCGAUGCUGCGCGUUGUAGCGCCUGCGAAUCAGACCUGUCUCGCAGCAAACCAGGUUGUGGCAGGUUGCGAAAAGUUGUUGCAAAGUUGAGAGCAGUUCUAUUUUUUCUUGCAACAAAAUCUGUACAUGUUGCGCAGGCAAACCUGUUUUGCAGCAAGUGACGCAAGUCCUGGGUAUGGCGUGACUCCCUCGUAAUUUUAUCCAAUCUGAUGUCAGUAUUCACACAACUUGCAACAAUCUAAUUUAUUGCAAGGAAGGUUUGAGCGUGGGUGGUAAAACGCACAUCAUCGCUUUUGAACUCGUUUUCCAGCAAUGUUGCAAAACAAGUUGCACGUUUUUGCCGCCCGUUUUACCGUACAUUAAAGUACUUGGUACACCGCUACUUACUUAAUUAAAUACGCAGGUCGUACUCAGUCAGUACACACAAAGUUCUACGUAACGUAUAGGGAUGAAUGAGGUUUCCCAUUACGACAAAAUUACCGUUCACCACAGUGAAAAGCAUUGCUCAGGAAAUUAAAUUGCGCAAAAUAUACGAAUUUCAUCCAGGAUCAAAAGUAAAUAAUAGAUUACAUGUUUCAAGUCACUCACGAGCUUCUGUUAUGCGGUACGUGCAGUCUUGACCGGAUUGUUUUUGUCUUGAAAGGCAUCUGUAGUUGAAAAUCACAGUCAAUUCUUCAUUAAUUUUUUCCUUUUAUCUUUUAGGAAAAGAUACAAUAUUUUGAAAACAGUAAAAAGUGCCUCGAAAGGUGAGAUUACUGAUUCGAAAUUUUAAGGGAGGAAGCAAAACUGACACAAUACUACAGAGGUGGCAUUUUUUCUCAAAUAUUUCGAACAUAAACAAAUUUUGAUUCUCAAUUUCUGGUGAACUAAAAAAACCCACGCUGGCGCUAAGCGAUUUGAAAUAAAAAGCUCUUUUUUUGCUUCUUAAGUGAUUAUGUUUCACAAUGGCAACGAAGGUGCCGAAAAGAAUGAGUGUGAAUGCCAUUUUCAUAGAGUUAAAAGGAACCAUUGGGGUCGGUUUGUUGACUAAAAAAAAUGUGUUAGCGUACAGCCAGUGUAUUUGGGGAUGGGCUGGGGGAGGGGGGGCAGUGUGGUUCAAAUCUAAAGAGACAUACUGAAGGGUAUAUGGGUUAACCUUUAAAAAGGCAAACAAAUCGCGAAAAUCGAGGGGAUAAUUUACUUUUCGUCAUCUUUAUCAUAAUCUUCUUGGUUUUAAAAAGUCUUAGCCUGAUAAGAAAACGAUGAAUCGAAUAACUUGACGCUGAAGGAAACGACAUUUUGUUUCUUGAAAGAUUGUUGUGUCAUCAUAAGUUGGUUAUUUUCUCUUACACAGGGGUCUUUACAUUGGGUAUCUGAAGCUCAGAACGUUUGUUGAUGCGAUUCACGUCGUGGUGCAGGAAAACUGUCCUAAUGUUCUUCCGCAUGUAAAGAUACGAGAUAACCCUAACGUGUCCAGGUGAGGAAAUUAUUAUUAAUUUAAUUUUAAAAUAUCCCAGAAAUUAUUCUGUAAUUCAUCAUUUCAAGCAGGGGCCUGACAUCACAAGAUGUAACUGAGUGGGAAAAAAAUUGAGCAAUCAAAAAAUGAAUCUUAAAAUGAGGCUUUUGGAAUGGUACCUUAGAAAGUAAAGGAAUAGGCUAUUUUUGUGUUUAGUGUCCCAGGCCUCUGUUUCAAAGCGAGGCUAAGUGCGAAUCCACUGAUAUGAAAGUGAUUUUUUAUUUUCAUGCAAAUAAAAUCAUUUUCAAAAGAAAGGUUUUUCACUUUCUUCGUUUAGCGAAAAAGUAGUGGUGACAGAAUUAUGUUAUCAAAUGUUAGAAGUGUAUUCAUUUUGCGAUCUUGAGAGGGCUUAACCUCCUUCAAUGAAAAUUUACUGUGUUAACUUUUCUGGUGAAUAAAUGUACAAUAAAGUUUCCAAGGGUAUCUUUUUUUUUGGAGAGUAUGUCCUCAAAUCUAGAGGGUCUCUGCACUGAGAAUCGUCCUGAAACGUGAUUCAAACUCGUGUAAUUUUUGCGUCUGCAGAGAGGAAUGGCAGUGGCUUCAAACACUAGAUUCCUUGAAGGUGAGUUGGUUUAACAGAAGAGGGGUAUGGUGCCAGUAUGUGCCAACAUUGCCUCACAACAAUUUCGAUUUGCGUAUGACCGUUUAAAAGGCGCUUGUAUUUUAUGUACAUUAACUUUUUUCCCAAACUUUGAACAUUUGAAACAGCUGAAAGAACUGAAUGGCGUAGAUAAAUUAGGAACUGAACUAGAAAUUGCUCAGAACUGAAAACCCCUUAGCCUUUCCUUCCCAAAAGAAGACAUUUUUGUAUACACGAAGUCAGCGGUGACAGAUGUAUCAUCGCGUGCGUGUAAACUAAUUUUAUAUAUGAAGUCUUCAGAAACAAAACGCAGAAGAACACAGAAUAGCAAAGCUGCGUAUUUGGAAAGAAAUCAUUUAUGAGGCAGGCGUUAAAAAGGAGAAUGGGAUUUUUAGUCGUGAGAAGCGCGGAGAGAGCGCGAAGCGUGAAAAGCACAUCCCUCACACGCACCUCUAGAUCGCGCGCGUGCAACUUCCUUAACCAGCUGGACACGCAGGCUAAUGAAACUGGGAAGUAAAGAAUACAGAAAACAAGGAAGACUAAUAGAAAAAGGUUUUGGCAUGUUUAUAAUAAGAGUACUCUUUUUUUGUGCAAAGGAGGGAAUACAAGAGCCAUCAAAAACGGCGCAUGAAUUUCAAGCUCUAGUGGCCAAAGCCGCCGAAUCUUUAAUGGAAAAAGUUGGAAUCAGUAAAGAGGUAUGCUACUUACUGAUAGAUGAUUAAAGAAAAUCUCCUCUGUAAGAACAAACUGACCUUAAAUUGUUCGAAAGAAAGUCAAAAUUCAUUUCUUUUUGUCAAGCUAUGGAAAAGAAGAAGCUUAUAGGAAAGUCGCGUAUUUUUGUACAAAAUUUGGAUUAUUUUUUUUGGUUGCUGCUAUUGUUCUGUAGGGGAAAAAGGUCAUUCUAGACAAGCGAUUAACGUUAUGGUUAUUAAUUUAAAAUUGAAGAUGGCCGAAAUUCCAAUCCAAUUUCUUGUACGUUUACACUUUUUUCCACUUCUUUCCAAACUUGACACAGACGCCAUCUUGUACAAAGUGAAAGGAAUAAAUAAAUUGUCGCGCUUUAGAAUAUUAUUUACACCUUCAAAUGUUUGGUUGUAAACUGCCAAUACAAAAACAGAGACAGAGAAGCAGUACUUGUCAAUAGUUUACAAGUGAAUGGCCACAUUUGAUAGCCUACUAAGCAGAACAACUGAAGCGUAUUGUUUAGUCGCUCAUUCGACUUGCUUAAAAUAAAAACAAGAUUUUUUUGUUGAUUUCUAGCCUAUACUGCAGAGGUGACUCUCGUCGUGUUGUUUUUCUGUUUGUUAGGCGUCGCAGCUUCACAGAAUAUACGACCGUGAAGUUGUUGAACUGGACGAGAAUGUUUCAUUUAUUAUCGUGUUUCCCCCUCCGGAGGAAGUGUGCAGUGCACCAGGGCAGCAGGACUCGCUCUCAUCGCAGAAAAACUACAUCUCUCUGUCAGUUCAAACCUUUGAAAUGAGUAAGUUGUUGGUACUUUGCUCAGUUAAAGGAGCUGCAUAUGUCACGAAAUUUAUCAAAAUUCAAAGGAUAGGUACUGCCACCAAACUGAGUGAAACUUUAAAAUAGAGCCAUUUUCGUAUGAUAUUGAAAUGAAAACGCGCGAGCAAAACAAAAACCACAAACGCAGGGAAGUAGAGCGAUUUGAUUGGUUUCGGUAAGUGUUGGUUAUUUGUUUUAUCAGCCAGUGGGUGAAAAGAUCGAAAAAUGGACUCUUCGUUUUCCCGCCAAAGAAAACCCUAGUAUGGAGAAGGCAUUGUUCGAUUGGCCAAUCGUGUUGCAGUAUGACGUCAAAGCGAAGUACCGAUUGAUUUCUAGAAAGUUCUUCGGGCAUGAAGUUUUUUCGUCCGGGCGUUCGCUUAACCAACCAAAAGCCACGCGCGUUUGAAUCCGUUCGAUAACCAAUCAAAUCGCUCUAUUUCCGUUCGUUUGUUGUUUCUGCUUUGUCCGCGCGUUUUCAUUUCAAGGUCAUACGAAAAUCGCUGUAAUAGAUACCGCCCUAAAACAGCCACCUAAAGCUCGUUGGUGUGAUUCUCAAUUUACGGGGACAUCUCUGCUGCGGUCGCAGCAAUGUCCGUCGUAGAAAGAUUUGGCUGUAUAGCAAAAUAAUCCCGGGAAUUAACAAAAGCACAAUAACAUUCUGCUGCCUUAGGUUUGUUUUCAUCCAGGUCAUGGCCCCCUCUCCCCCGUUCCCGUAGGUUUGCUUUCAUUUAGACUCACAAUUCAUCGGGGGUACCGAAAGGCUAUGGCACUCCUUGCCCCCUCCCCCUCACAGUUGAUUGAGGGAAUUCUAAAGACGACUAUAACUUCGUUUGUUUGUUUGUUUGUUUUUUUCAGUUCACAUGUACACAUACCAGCAAGAAUUUAUCUGUCAUUAUUCUCGACUCUCGUCAGUUUUGGAUAUGGACACUGUUAUUUCACAGCAGUCACUAAGAGAGGUAGCGCACAAUUUGUCAGUUGAAUACGCAACUUUUGCAGUAGUGCAAAGGAAACUUGAAAAUUUUACGACACUCGCUACUUAUUUGCUACUGAUUUCGAUAUCAUAGUUGUUGACCUAAACCUUCUCGCGCAUUUGCAUUAUUAGCUUCGGCACAUGUGAUAGUGAAGUUCGACGUUUUAAAAAACCCUUAAUGAUCUGUCGUUCUUUUUUCUUCUUAUUCAAGGCAUUUUCAGCUCGCGAAGUACAGCUGGCUAAAGCACGACAGGACCAGCUUUUAAAUUUUCAGCGGGUGAGUAAGCAAGUAGCUAAUCAAGCCUUCCCUGGCAGAAUUAUUUUUCCAAGGUUUUGGGAAGCAAAUUGUGCGGAUUUUAGGGUAGUGCGCAUGAAAGUGUUGCCUACUACCAGGGUUGCCCACUACAAGGGUUAAAAAAUACUCGAAUUCAAAAAUGCUAAGUUGUAUGAGAACAACAUAAGCAGGAAGGGUCCCCCCGCCUCGUUUUCACCUGUAUCUGUAAAAUGGGCUAUUCAUUUGUGUGAUAUGUUUAUGGAAUGUUUUUGUAGGAGUUAGACGAGACAUGGCAGGGAAUGCGGUGGAUAUUAGACGCGCUUCAUUACGCCAGAGAUCGGCAGGUCCGAGGUGGAAUACCGCUGGUCGAAGUGUUCGACUAUUCGCUCUCUCAUGGUGAUGGCCAAUGUUGCGUUUGUUCGUCAGAUUUGAAGGGGAAAGUACUUUGCAAUGGGCGGAGUAAGUUAAUUACAUUAUGCCUCUCUCCUCCACCUCGAUUUCUAUCGCCCCCCCGCGCUUUUAAUUUUGCCUCUCGUCGACUGCAACGAGAACGGCAGAAAACCAAUAGGUUUAGAUUAGCAAAACAACAACUUUGCACGUGCAUCACGCUUCUUGGUACAAUUCUAUCGGCCGUUGUUGCCCGACUACAACGUGAAAGUGCCUAAUUUCACGUUUUGUCGAGGACGGGAACACAAGACAACAACUUUCUUAUUCUUUUCCUGAACUUUGAUACAGUCCUUUAGAAUUCAACUCCCAAAAAAAUUUGCAACAUUUGAUGAAUUGAACGAGAUGGAAUAAGCGCGAUAAAGUUUGAAACAGCGCAAAUUCACUCGUUGUAGCUUAAGCUCCCUAAAGAGGCCCCUUCGGAAGAGAGAGAGUUGAUACUAUGUGAAUGCAAUAAAACGUAUUCUUCCCAGGGUAAAACCAUUCCUAGCAAAUCGAUCAGUUUUUUAAAAAAUGUGUAAAGUUGGUAGAGCUUUAAGGGCCGAUUCCCUGGCGAAUUUCAGCGGAAUUUUAGCCUGGGCUGAAAUUUCGGUCCGCUCUCUGAGCCGAAAUUUUGCAGCAAUUACUCGACGAAUUUCAGCCGAGUUUAACCGAGAAGAUAAACUCAGGCUACAUUCACACGAAUCCUGAUACGUUUGGAUCAAUUCAGGUUUCUGGGAAACUGCCCACCUACCCCUCCCCUAACCCAACAUUUUCCUUUAAGUGUUGUGUAAGUGUUGAUGUUGACUUAGGGUCAGUUUCCCAGAAACCUAAAUUGAUCCAUUUUUGAGACCGCCUACUUUUUUUUUUACUACUUUUUUUUUUACACGAAUCGGCCUUCCGUCCAUCCAACGCGAAACCAGUGAAUCUGGACACCGAACCUGUUGUGUUUUGAAACCACUCUCCAGAACGGUUUAAGAACGGUUUUUUUCCACACGAAUCUGGAUAAAAAAUAAGCGGGUUUAAACAUGUCCGGAUUCGUGUGGACGGGGCCUAAAGACUGACGUUUUCUUGAUGUUGAUGUUAUUGUUUUUCUGCGCUAGUUGAACACGUGCGUUUUACAGCACGUGCAAAGGUGUUGAGCGUGCAGAGCUGUCGAAGCGAGCGUGCAGUAUGGUUGUUUACGAUUUUUUAAACUCCUCUGUCUCUACAACGUUGCAGGAAACAGCUUUGUACAAUUAAUUAAAAAAUACGAUGGAGUCCUUGCAGUCAGGUUUUCAACUUGAGCAGUUGAAACUGAAUUUAUUCUUUUGGGGUUGUUUUGACCCCUCAAGUUACCAACAUAAACGUAGAAUCACGUUUUUGACGGCUGCUGCUGCCUUAUGCGCUUACUGGCCCGAUGAAAUAAAAACGGCGUUUAUAUUUUGAGCAGUUCACGCAUGAGUCGUUUCAUUCAUGGUAUUAAUACUUGCGAUUAACUAUUUGCCAAGUAAAGAAGAAGUUUACCUCAAACUUACCAUAUGUAAUAAGCUAUUCCAUCAUUGCCAAAAGACUUGAGUUGCCAGAUAAAGUUCGAGUGUCCAGUGCAAGCCUAUUUAUUGUGCGUUUAUUGUCCUCAGGUUCAGUGGUGAAUAGUCCAAAACUUGGCGUGAUUCAAAUUCAUACGGCGGGAGAGACCAGCCUUCCUAACGGAGCAUCUGUUACGGUAAAGUAAUAGGAAAUGUUAGUAACGACGACGGUGACAGCAGCGAGAGCGUCAAAGCGCAAUAAGUUAACAAACAAAACGAAAAAAAGUGUGCUGCACGUGCAGCACACUUUCUUUGCACGACUGCGACGUGACGUAAUGCGGCGUUUUACGUAAACACAUGACAAUGAUAAUCUGUGCGUGUUGUCCUUCAGCAGCAUACAGCAUUGGAAAAUAGCAGUAUUAAAAAUCAAAUGAGUCCUCUAACUGCUGUCAAAUUGAAAUAAAAGUUAGAAAUCCGAGCUUUCUCCAAUCGACGGCACCAUUAGGGAUUUCUUUCUCCUUAACUUGGGUUGGAUACCUGAGAAUUCACUCAUUCAGUCAGUCCGCCAUUUAACGUCGCAUUAGGAAAUUUCACGUCGUAGUUGUGCAGAAGGCGGCAAAGAAAUGUACCAAAAAGUGUGAUGAACGUAAUAGAGUUAUAUAUUUUUUUUUUCACGUUGUGGUUGCGUCGCCGUCGUUAGUUAGUGAGCUCCUAAUCUCCUGAUAAUUAAAUUGUAGAUCACACUGACUCAACUGUUUAACUACUCGACAAUUUUAGGUAGACAUGAAGAGAUACGUUGAUAGGGUGAGAACUCAGUUCAGUAACUGGUUUUUGCUUGAAACGUUAGCUAGCGUUCGUAAUUGAGGAGGAUUUAGGGUAUAAAAACAGUUACUCACGUUAUUGACGACAUCUCCCGAGCAUAACGUCUUCCCACUCUAAAGAACCGCACUGAUACAUGGAGUGGUCCUGAUAUCGUAUAUGACACAUCAAGUGUCAUUCAAGAUCGCGAGGAAAGGGAUGGAGAAACGUUGCGAAAAAAACCGCGUGGGGCUGGGGAGAGACGGAGUCGUGGAGUACUUCGGCUGUCGCACACUGAUUUAAAAAUAGUAUAUUUUGUUCUCUAUAGUUUCUUGUAUUUCAUUUUUUCUUUGUACCAGAAUGGUGUGACCUAAAAGAUGAUGAUGACCGAGAGCCUGGCACAGGCUAGUGUCAUCGGUCAUCUACGGAUAAGAUAUGUCACGUGACUAAAAGAAUCCGGAUUCAAGUCCAAUCCCCUUAAUACGGAUACCCCGAUAUUACGGACACUUUCUAUGGUCCCCGCAGUGUCCGUAUUAACGGGGUUUGACUGUAAUGAGGAGUCCGUAUCAAGCGGGUGUCCGUUUAACCCUUUAAGCCCUAAGAGAGAUCAGCAUCAAAUUUCUCCUUGUGAUAUCAUUGUUUGUAAAACAGAGUGGUCAUGAGAAUUACGGACAUGAUCACACAAGAUGAAUUUGCUUGAUAUUUUAUCAACUUCUCCCCACUAUUUCUGUAGGAAAUGUAAAGGGGCAACAAAUGAGAAUUCAAAUUUUGAUCUUAGGGUUUAAAGGGAUAAAGUGCCAACUGUAUUUCUAUUGUUCUAUUAGCUCCAUGUCACUCCCAACACAAGGGCAGACCAGGUAGUGAAAAUGGUCGUGCAACAGCUUCACAAGAAAUGUCAAGACAGAGACAAAUCUGUGCCACGCCGGCAUACACAACUUUCCGAGCAGAAAACAAAAGACUUGUGUCUAGUAGCGGUGAUUGGUGGACAGGAAAAGUGUUUUAGAGACGAUUUUAAACUCCUUCAACUUCAGAACCCUUGGCGACGAGGAAAGCUGUUUCUGAGGUUACGUUCAGAGGCUCUUGCAGCAUCGUCUUCUGGUUAUUUUACAAGCGUUUGACUAAUAUAGAGUAAAUAGUAACGGUCUGUUUAUAAAAUAGUUAUAAUUUAUUAUGAAUUAAGAGAUUUUACCCCCCUAAGAUCUAUAGGGGUUCAUCUUGUACAGGUUAACCUUUAGGGUUGCUGAAUCCCCAAAUACUUUUUUUACUAUUCCCUGAUCUCUAAUGACGUUAUGUAUACGCACCAUUGAAUGUCUGCCGGAAAUAACACAGCAACAAUUAGGCUAUGUCUGCACUAUACCGGUAGCUGUUGCGUUGGAGUGUCAACCAGCAUAUGGGAAAGGAGUUUCUGUUCGCGCAUGAGAAUAGUGAUUUCAGCGCGGUUUCUUUAACGGAGCGAAACGCCGCGCGGGAUAGGUUUCUCUGCCACUCUUUGGCGCAGUGUGAAUAGAAGUGUUCUCACUAUAGAGUGUAGAGUGUUUUCACUCACGUGACCAAAAUCUAUGCAAAUUUUUGGAACAAAAGAAAGCGUUUACAUAACUUAAGAAAGGAGUUCAACUCCCAGAGAACUGGUUUGGGGCACCAACAUGGCCGCCGUUUCAUUGUUUGGAACACCAAUAUGGCCGCCGUGACGUCAUGUGAAAACACUCUAUACCGGAUAGGUUUAAAUGUCGACAUAAAAAAGCUGUACGGUGUAGUGUAGACAUGCCUAUGACUGUGUCUACACACAUGUCGUUAACGUAUACAAGCGUCUAUCCACAAGUGGACUUGUAAAGCACUUAGAUGGCCCUCGUAUAACAAGUUGAAACUUGUUCAACGGAAGAGAAACUUGUCUCCGUUUUCGGUUCUUCUGUUCCAGGCGUUUUGAUAGAAGGGAAAAUGGCACUUCCCUUUAUCUGAAAUCCAGGGACAGGAAAAAAUGUAGCCUGUGAAAACAGCCGACAUUGCUCGACACCACGAAUGGUUUCCCCGCGAAAUACCAUGCUGAUGACGUGUCACCAACCAGUUUGGGAUAGUGCUUCUGAUUGGUCAUGCCGCAAGGGAGAUUUGUCUCAACCAAUCAGAAGCACUAUGAAAUUUCUGCGUUCGCUCCUCGGACUUUACGCGAUCCAACCAAAUCUGAUUUCGCCUGGUUUUUGCGGUUAUUUAAGCGGUAAAUAAUUUUCGUUCGUUUGAGCGAAGCGAAUUACAACGUAAACCACUUUUAUGAGUUUAUUGUUGGAUUUGGUCUUGUAACUGUUAACAUUCGUUUUUAGAAUCGUACUCUUGUUUUUUUUUGUUGUUGUUGUUGUUGUAGUUUUGUUUUUCCCCAGUUCUCGUUAUAUUCGAACCUUUCGGUACGAUAUUAUUGGUGUUUUUAGAAACUUAACUAUAAAUUGUCUUUCAAACAGUAUUUUUGCGUCGUUAUAUGAGGGCUUUUGUUUUUUACCUACGUUUGAACGCAACCCCCUCACUUCGUUUCCUUUCGUUUGAUCAUCGUUUAAAGAAAUGUUCUUAUGCUUGGAAAAACUUACAACUCUUGACUCGUUACUGAAGAGAAAAUAUGUAAAUAAGAAAAAUGUGCGGGGCUUCAGCAAGAUAAACUUAGGUGGCAGGUAGCAUUCAUACGUGUGUUACAAAUCUCGUCUGGAUGGAGGAGAUUUGUGGCAAUCUUGUGCAAGCUGUUAUCAGAACACAACCAAUUGGAUAAACCCUAGUUACGCAAGAUGGGCGAAUCCAUCGUGAAAAUUAGACCUAACUUUCAAGUGUAAGUAUAAAGACAGAAGUUGAUGAUAAGACUAUUUAUGAAGUUUAGUAUGAAAAACCGUAAUAAACAAAUAAUAUAAUGUGAGAUUUGUACAUAACCAAAGUUGUGCAGGCCAUAAUAAAGUGUAUUGAAUUAUUUUUCUCUUCUUCAAUUGCUGACUUAUUCCCUCUUAAAGCUGAAUUUGGUGCACUGUUUGAGGUUUGUCAAACAACGAAUUUAUAGACUGGUAAAAACUUGGUCAUGUGAUGGAAAAUAGUAAGAGGGGGGUCACCGAUCGUUGCUCUCCGCGAAAGUCAUAUCUGGCUAAAAUCGAGCAAAACGAGACCCAACCCAUACCCUUUACCCGCAUAAAAUGACUUAAAACGUAAACAAGACUACCUCUUAUUCUUCUAUCAAAAAACUGUUUUUUUAAUCCACCGAAGCGGGAGCCCAUUUCUGAUCAAAGAAAUUGGGCAGUUCUUGAGUGAAUAUUUUGGUCACGUGGUACAUCACGUGACCAAAUUACCUUUUCCUGUUUUGGGCAAUGUACUAAAUGACCGGCCUAGUACCCAGGCGCUCGGCUUGGUCAAACCUGGAAUCUACUUUUGCGCGGUGACGUCACCUAGAGAGUCUUGCGUCACUCGCCCACCUCUUCCCAGACUUCACGCAGACAACAGGGCAAGAGAGCACGCCUUGGCACUGGGCUGCGGAAUGACGGCUUUUUUUUAAACUUCUCGAAUGCAGCCCAUUUCUUUCCCUAUCAUUAUGUGAAAUCAUACUUCAAAUUUUGUAGCAAACUCUUGUCUGGUAAAUUUCAGAAACUUCAAAACCGUGCGGACCGCUUGCAAAUCCCGACUAAAUUAUUAAAUAAGUAGGUUGAGUAUGAUCGUCCGGGUGAACGUAACUACCUAACCUGUGCGGUAGUCACCUUCAGUUGUGUCAAGUCAGUUGAUAGUAUUAAACUCUGGUCAUUGACCGGAUUGGUCCAAUUAAGUCGCGAUGCUAUUGGUCGUCUUUCAGUUAAGCCGUGAUGUUAUUGGCUAUGAAGACUCGUAAUGUCAUUGGUGCGUUUCGAUCAGUCUAUUGUCACCGUUAAACAGUCGUUUAUUGUUAGUUCAAUUGUCAGUUGUCCAGUCGGCAAAUUGUCAGUUGUCUAGUCAGUUGUGACUAAUGCCAACGUCAUUGUAUUAAAACUGUGAAUCCAUUAAAUUAAUUUGAUACCAAUAAUCAAUAUUAAACAAAAACCAAAUGCUAUAGACAAAUCACCCAAGUGCUUGACAUUUGACUACAACAGCUCUUAAUUUAAUGAUCUCAACUUACUUUCUUUUCUUUUGCGGGGUACUUGGUAUCCCAUCACUUCAUUUUUACCACUUGAUUAACGUAAUUUGUACAUGUAUCGAAUCUUUUUUAUCGUGCCUUGUAAUUUAGCAUACGGAAGAGAUUUUUGUCUGCAAAUAUGGUAUUCACUAGGACUUUUAGCCUGCGAACAAGCCUUUGCCUCAAGAAGCUUAGACAAUAUAACAUUUAAAAUGUAUCAAGAUAAAUCAUACUUAGGAGCUUAUUAGUCCUCGGCUAUUGUCAUCUACAAAACAAUCUACAAAAAGGUUAACUAAAAUAUAAAAGUAAUAGAAUUUCCUGUGUCGCGCCCUGUUCUACAAGUCUGACAGUCACCAACUGCAAAUGGAACAUUUUUACAAACAAUGUCUGGACUAAGAUUACACCUAUGCGGAAAGUGCAGGAUCCUAUUGUGUAUUAUAGGCUCCUUUUAUGGUCAAUCAGCUGUUCCCUAGGUAAUAGAGAGAAGUGUGACGUAAUGUUACCAUGGUAGCAAAAUUUCUGGAUCACAACAAUAGGGAACAUAAGCAGCGACGACGGUGACGCGACCGCAAAGAGAACGGCAAAAAGCAAUAGGUUUACAUUAGCAAAAUUACAACUUUGUACGUGCAUCACGCGUUUUUGUACAUUUUUUAGCCCUCGUUGCUCGACUGCGAAAUGAAACUUCCUAAUUUCACGUGCCUACUUUACGCAGUAGGUGAACACAACAGAAAAAUCUUUUC